This is a messenger RNA of Cydia strobilella, 2194 nucleotides long. Its product is annotated as beta-1,3-galactosyltransferase 5-like. The record is from RefSeq and is a predicted model, not a curated record. Gene Ontology annotation, cellular component: Golgi membrane. Bases 501 to 1541 code for a protein of 346 amino acids. NCBI's taxonomy places the organism in Eukaryota, Metazoa, Arthropoda, Insecta, Lepidoptera, Tortricidae. The transcript is spliced from 6 exons. Gene Ontology annotation, molecular function: hexosyltransferase activity.
AAAAACAAUUAAAAAAUAACAAAGCGCGCGCGUCCGCGGACUCAUUCGGCCAUGAAAAAAUUGGGCGUGACUUUGUGACUUUAGUUGUGCUACACUUCCUCUCUCUUUCGGUUUUUCUUGAAAAGAAAGAGAAGGGUUGAACAUGUGGGGUCACGUCAGUCACGUAGAAGUUUAUUUAUAAAGUUUGUUAGUCUACAAGAUUGCUUCCAACGACGAUAACGUCGUUUCUUUCGAAGUAUGCUCGAAUUUAGAAAAAAAAACAACUACGAAAGUGACCAAGGUUUUUUUAUUUCUGACAGUUACGAAUCUAUUGUGUGUUUAUUAUUAGAUUAGUUAUAUUUAACAUCGUUUAGAUUAUUUGAGUGCUCCAAAUAUUAAACUCCAGUGAGUGAAAAUAAAAAUAAAAAACAAACACAUUUAAGGUUAUAAUGUCGUGAGUGAAGUGAAAAUGUUAGAAGAUAACAUUCAAGUGAAGUGGUGACGGAAUAUUUGAAAAAGUGAUGUUUACGAGCUGUUUUUCUGAAGGGCAGUUGUAUUUUAUUAUUAUGAGACGAAGACGGAUAUGCAAAUUUAUAGCAAGCCGGAAAGGCCUCCUCUUCGUGCUGGCCACCCUGCCAGUUUUGUACUUGUCCUGGCAGCUCAGCUGUGCGGUGGGCCAAGCGCUGAUCCCGCCGCCACCGCCAGACCAGAUUCUUCACCAUUUGCGGGCUAAUAGGAGUUUGAUUCAUUAUUUGGACAACAUAAACCUCCUCAUAGAACCAUCAGCAGUCUGCCAGAAGAAGGUCCCAGUCCUCGUUCUAGUGACCAGCACACCCUCCCACUAUCGUCAUCGUGACGUCAUCAGAAACACCUGGGGGAAGCACCAGGAGACGUACUUCUUCGUCGGACUUACCCAGGAUGAUGAUCGAUUGGCAGACGCCUACAUCGAAGCGAAACAGCACAGCGACCUGAUAGUGCACGAACUCCAAGACCACUACCAGAACCUGACGCUGAAGGUGGCGCUGAUGCUGCAGUGGGCACUGCACCGUUGUCCGCGGGCAGAGUUCGUGUUUAAGACUGACGAUGAUGUGCUGCUCAACCCGAGGACUUUGGACACAGUGCUGGAGGAUAAUAAGGGUGCCGCGUUGUUUGGGUACAAGAAAGAGAACAACGUACCGCACAGAGAUGAGUAUAUCAAGUGGUAUCUGCCUCGGUGGCUGUACAAUGAAGACCUGAUCCCAGAAUAUCUAUCCGGGACCGGAUAUAUCAUUAAUGGUAAAAACCUAAAAGAAAUCUUCACCGCAGCCCACCACAUCCCUCUCAUCAAUAUGGAAGACGUUUACUUCACGUACCUCGUCGCCAAGAGAGCCCUAGGGCACCCCCUCACCCACGACCGACGACUGAGUCCAUACAAGCCUUGGAUAUCCACUUGUCCAUACAAAAACUACGCUUCCGUACAUAGUCUUAGUCCCGAAGAGAUGGAGAUUAUAUGGCCGAAGAUUCAAAGUUUAGGGGAAAGUAAAUUUUGUAGUUAUUUCACUAGUGAGUUAUUAUUGUAUUAGUAAACUUUUUAAGCCCUAGGGCUCUUCUCAUCCACGACCGAAGACUGCCCAUACAAGCUUUGGAUAUUCACUUGUCCAUACAAAGACUAUGCUUCCAUACAUAGCCCUAGUCCAGAAGAGAUGGAGUGUUUAUUUGACUGAAGAUUCAGAGUUUAGGGGGGAGAGUAAGUCUUGUAGUUAUUUUACUAGUGAAUUGUUGUUGUAUUAGUGUUAUCGAAGGUUUACGUGUGUUUGUUAUUAUUUAUUGCGUUAUUGACACAAUGAAAGACUAGGUUUUUAGGUUUUCCUUUUUUUAAAUUUGCAAUAAAACAUUUUUAUUAUAUAGAAUAUAUUAUGCUGAACCGAUCGACAUCAAAAUCAAAGUGAUUUGUUAAGAUUGAGUUAGUGGAAACCGUUUUCACCCGAAAUGGAAAUUGUAUGAAAAAAGUGCCUAUUGUCAGUAGCUAUUCUUCCCACUUAAUAUAAAAAUAAGAAGUGUAAAGUGCCUAUUGUAAUGUAAAAACUAGAUUUCUAGUUAUUAAGUUUUUUUGUACUGGUAUAUUAAGAUCGUUAUCUGAUCGUUACGUGUACAAUCGUCAUCAGAUAUAUCGGAGCGGCCGACGCUCAUAAAUAUCUAAACACGUCUCUAUUGUCAAGGCUUUAGAGUGCGUGUU